AUGGAUGAUGAUAACAGUAAUGAUCUUUAUGCUGAUGGUGAUGCUAUAUUUUUAGGAGCAGUGUCCGCAGCAUCAAGUCCGAAUAGAAUCGUAGGAGGUAACCCCACGACCAUUGAGGAGUAUCCAGGAAUAGUUCAGGUCGAAUUCAGUACACUAUUCAUCUGGUCACAAUCAUGUGCUGCUAAUGUGCUGAAUUCACUCUACGUUCUGUCUGCUGCACAUUGCUUCGGAGGAAUAUUAUUCAACGUAAACAACCGCCGUAUUAGGGCUGGCACAACCGACCGGAAUUCUGGUGGCAUUAUAGUCUACGUAGAAGAAGCUAUCAACCAUCCCUCCUACAGUGCCCUGACUUUAGAUGGCGACAUCAGCGUGGUCCGAUUGUCCGAUAGAUUGACCUUUAGUAACACAAUUCAACCAAUUCCUAUCGUCGUCCAGGACUUCGUGCUUCCCGAUAAUUUGGCUGUGGUACACGCUGGUUGGGGCGCCACUUCACAAGGAGGAUUUGCUUCUCCAGUACUUCAGGAUGUGGAAAUCUACUCCAUUAACCGUCAGCUCUGUCAUCAGAGGUAUCAAACAUUGUUUCCCCGUCGAUCAGUGACGGAGAAUAUGAUCUGCGCUGGUGUUCUGGAUGUUGGUGGUCGUGAUGCAUGCCAGGGUGACUCUGGAGGUCCCCUAUACUUCCAAAACAUACUCGUGGGUAUUGUGUCUUGGGGUCAAGGCUGUGCGGAUGCUUUCUUCCCCGGAGUUAGUACAAAUGUAGCCUCGUAUACUAACUGGGUUAUAUCAACUGCUGUUUGA
Molecule: messenger RNA, 798 nt
Organism: Achroia grisella
Lineage: Eukaryota; Metazoa; Arthropoda; Insecta; Lepidoptera; Pyralidae
Product: trypsin, alkaline C-like
Exons: 3
Coding region: 1-798 (265 amino acids)
Biological process (GO): proteolysis
Molecular function (GO): serine-type endopeptidase activity
Source: RefSeq, a predicted model, not a curated record